AACAUUUCUAUGAAAUUCUGCAGUAGUGGAAUCUGUUUUUAAAUGGAGGCUUGGCAUUCGAAAAGUCCUCCUUUCCCACUGAAAAGCCUUUUCCUACACGAAACAAACUUAAACAAAUUGCUCUUUCAAAAUGAAUGAUUAAAAUUUUAUUUUUAAUCAUCGAAUUUUCUUUUCACUUGGAAUUCUUGGAUUCGUUUCCAAUCCAGCUUUCAAUCUAAAGAUUUUCUCACCCUGUGAUGUUACAAAGUACCAGUAGUGUCAUAUGCGUAAGUAAAAGGAAUGGGGGGUUGCUGCUGUUGUUCUUCUAGAGGAGUUGAAAAUAGUGCACCAGCAGAUUAUUGUAGCACAAGAGCCUCAGAUAGGCAUGUUCCUUUAUCUUCUUGCAAUGCUACCGCCUCUGCCCUCUCCACUGGGCUGCUGGUUGACACAAAUCUUGAGGUAUCAGUUCCUGAUGCUUAUCGAUCUCCUCCUGCUCCAAUUCCAUUUGAUGCAGCUUUAGGACAUCCUCUAACUCCUUCAGCUGCUCAAGGAAUUCAUAGCAGUAAGAGCGAUGAAGCAGUGCAAACAACAAAUUUUGGUUCUGGCCAAGAAACAGUUGCUGUAAACACUCAAGAGACUUGUAUAAAAUCUGAUGAUGCAAAGGAAUUGGACUGCAAAGCACAAGAUACUACUGAAAACGAAUCUUCAAAAGAGCUAGAAAUAGAACUUUCAAAACCAGUUGGAUCAAUCGUGCCUACAAAGGAGGAGGAAGAUUGUUGUCCAACCUGUUUGGAAGAAUAUGAUGAAGAAAAUCCAAAAAUUAUCACAAAAUGCGAGCAUCAUUUUCACCUUGCAUGUAUCUUUGAAUGGAUGGAAAGAAGUGAGACAUGUCCUGUGUGUGAUAAGGAAAUGAUAUUUGACUUGCCCACCAAUUAGUUUCCUGGUUUUGGACUCAGCUUCGGCUGCUAGAACUUAAGUUUUGUUGCAAAGGUUACAACUUACCAAACCCUUCAGAAUUUCAGUUUUACUCCCCCCUGGCAUUCGUCAUCAUAUAUUUAGUGGCUCCUGCAGAUUUGGCAAAGUUCAGUUUUGAAUUUCUUUUCCUUCAUCCCCCCCCUUUCCUUCUUUCAUUUUAUAAAGGAGUCUUGGUCUCAUUGUGCUUUCACCCCUUGGAAACUUUUGAAAUUGAAUAGAGAAAGAAGAAAGAAAUACAGAAAAAGUAUCACAGAAACAAGUUUGAUACCAUUUUAAAGUUCAAUACUUGAUGGCCUAUGCCUGAGGGAAUACAAUGCUGUUAUCCUGUUUUGUAGUGCCUUGUUUGUACAGAGCUGCUCAGCAGCACAUUAACUCUUUCUUCUCUCAUUCAUUCAUACAUACACACAUGCAUGCAUGCAUACAUAUACAUACAUAUCUUUUUUAUUAGUCUGGAAACUCGGAUCUUCUGAACCAAUGAUUGUCUGCUUUUGGGGGGGUUACUUCUGUAAGUGUCAUGUGUUUACAAUCAUCUCCAGUUCAUCUUUAUGUGCAAAAUUUGUUUGAUGGGUGGGACUGGAUGUGAUAAUGAGUUUGUGAACUCCUUAGAAUGAUGGGAAUUUUGUUUCUUUUAUUUUGUGUAAAUAAUUUUCCUUAUUAAGAGACAGGAGGGGAUAAACUGAGUAGCCAUUUCAUUUUGUAUAUAACAUGAUUCGUGCCCAUAUAUAUAAAAAUUUGAUUGAAGGUA
Messenger RNA from Gossypium arboreum, 1699 nucleotides. Its product is annotated as probable E3 ubiquitin-protein ligase RHB1A. Lineage: Eukaryota; Viridiplantae; Streptophyta; Magnoliopsida; Malvales; Malvaceae. Bases 280 to 915 code for a protein of 211 amino acids. Gene Ontology annotation, molecular function: zinc ion binding; ubiquitin-protein transferase activity. The record is from RefSeq and is a predicted model, not a curated record. The transcript is spliced from 5 exons.